Striga asiatica is the source of this 5810-nucleotide messenger RNA. The record is from the annotation of a GenBank genome assembly. NCBI's taxonomy places the organism in Eukaryota, Viridiplantae, Streptophyta, Magnoliopsida, Lamiales, Orobanchaceae.
CGUUAAUAUGCGAAUAAAAUAAAAAACUCGCAACUUAUUUUCAUGAUUCGUGCCUGAAAAGUGAAAAUUGUAUCCUAAAAGGCGCUCUUUUUCGCUCUGCUUAAUCUUCCAUGCCAGAUCUCUGACUUUCUCCGGCAAGAAGUAAAAUUCUUCUUUCUUCCCGAGGAUCCCCGAUUAUUUUGAGCUGAGUUAAUUGUGGGAGAAAAUAAAGGGUCGGAAGAAAUGUCAGGGGGUGCGGCAGGUGGGUUUGUGGCGCGGGCAUUCGAAUCAAUGCUCAAAGAAUGUGCUAACAAGAAGUAUAAUGCUCUUCAAUCUUCCAUCCAGGCAUAUUUAGGAGAAGUGACUGUGAUGGCAUACGUAUACAUUCACUUGCAGAUUGCUCUUUACCAUCAAUUAUUUGCGCUUAUAUAUUUCUCAACUUCUAUUGUUUCUCCAGACAGUGGGAAGAACACUUAUCAGCAAUCAAACAAUGGUGAGGUUAAGCAAGUUCCAUCAGCAGUUACAAAUCAAAGUGGUUCAUCGGGAUCUGAUUCGUUGGCUGAAAAAUGUGAGGGAUCUGAACCUACGAGCAACAGUGGAUCAAUCAACACAGCCCUGGCAAAUGUGGGUCAUACUUUGGGAGAAGCUGAGGCUGAGCUUGUUCUGAAUCCACUUAGGCUUGCCUUUGAAACAAAAAACGUGAAAGCAGUGGAACUUGCACUGGAUUGUCUUCAUAAACUCAUUGGAUACGAUCACCUAGAAGGCGAUCCUGGUCUUGAUGGUGGUAAGAACUCGAAAUUACUGACAGACAUCCUCAACAUGGUGUGCAGCUGUAUGGAUAAUUCGGCACCUGACAGUACUACUCUUCAAGUACUGAAAGUGCUUCUUAGUGCCAUAGCAUCUACAAAGUUGCGGGUACAUGGUGAACCAUUGCUCGGGGUCAUCAGGGUUUGCUGUAAUAUUGCUCUUAAUAGCAAGAGUCCUGUCAGCCAAGUUACAUCGAAGUCUAUGUUAACACAAAUGCUCAGUAUUAUUUUCCGGCACAUGGAAACUGAUGUGGUUGUUUCUAAUAUCCAAGAAGAAGUCUCAUCCAGUGGUCAUAAUGAUUCAAGAAUGACUUUAGACAGUAUACUGUCUGUGAAACAGAUAAAUAGUACUUCUCGUGUGUCCAUUGAAGAACUUCAGAAUCAUGCUGGCGGAGCUGAUAUAAAGGGUAUGGAGGCUGUUCUUAAGAAGGCUGUGGAUCUGGAAGAUGGAGCAAAUAUCACAAGAGGCUUAGGUACGGAGUCCAUGUCUAUUGAACAGUCUGAUGCUGUACUUGUAUUCCACACACUCUGUAAGAUGGCUAUGAAGGAGGGCAAUGAUGAUAUGACAACCAGAACUCGUGUGCUGUCUCUGGAGCUUCUGCAGGGUUCCUUGGAAGACGUUGGUGACUCACUUACAAAGAAUUUUCAAUUCAUUGAUUCAGUCAGGGCUCAUAUUUCGUAUGCAUUAUUGCGAGCAUCAGUGUCUCCAUCUUCUUUAUUAUUUCAGUAUGCAACGGGAAUACUGUCAGUUCUUUUACUACGAUUCAGGGAAAGUUUCAAGGCUGAAAUUGGAGUCUUUUUUCCUGUGAUUGUUCUAAAAUCUCUGGAAGGAUCUGAUUUUAACCAAAAACUAAGUAUUCUCCGGAUGCUGGAGAAAGUCUGCAAAAAUUCUCAAAUGCUAGUUGACCUUUAUGUAAAUUAUGACUGUGAUCCUGAAGCACCUAACCUGUUUGAAAAGAUGGUCGCCGCAUUAACUAAAAUUGCUCAAGGUACUCAAAAUGUUGACCCAAAGUCUUCUGCUGCGUUACAAACAGGAUCAGCGAAAACAUUAUCUCUUCAGGGUCUUGUGAAUAUACUUAAAUCACUAGCAACUUGGGUGAAGUCUCGCAAAGGAGCUGUAAAUCAGAGCAUGGACAAGGCAGCCUUUGGAAAGGAAGUUUCACAUGAAGUAUUGAAUAAAUCAGAAAGUGGGGAAAAUACACCAAGCAACUUUGAUAAGCUGAAUGCUCACAGGUCUGAGAUUGAAGCUGUUAUCUCUGAGUUCAAUCGGCACCCCGAGAAGGGAAUUGAGUAUUUGCUAUCCAGUCAGUUGGUGGAGACCACUCCAUCUUCAGUUGCCCAGUUUCUACAAGAUACUCCCAACUUAGACAAGGCUAUGAUUGGGGAUUACCUGGGCCGGCAUGAAGGUUUCCCUGGUGCCGUUAUGCAUGCUUAUAUAGAUUCCAUGAAGUUUUCAGGAGUGAGAUUUGAUAUUGCAAUGCGUGAUUUUCUUAAGGGGUUUCGACUUCCGAGGGAAUCUUCAAAGAUUGACUGCAUAAUGGAAAAGUUUGCAGAUCGCUAUUGUGCCGAAAAUCCUAAUCUGUUCAAGAAUGCAAACUCCGCGUAUGUGCUAGCGUACACGAUUAUAUUGCUUAAUUCAGUUGCUCACAACCCCAUGGCAUGGCGGAAAAUGUCAAAAAGUGAUUUUAUAUACUUAAACACCACAAAUACUGCUGAUGCAUCUGCUCCUCAUGAACUCUUGGAAGAGGUCUAUGAUGCCAUCAUUGAAGAAGAGAUAAAAAUGAUAGCUCCUUUCUUUAUGAUGCCUAAUCCUAAAGCUAGCGAUCCUGUUGAAAAAUCUGAAGCGAGUAAAGAAAAGUUAGAAGUGGAAGAAAGAAGUCUACUUGUCGAUGUUCUCAAUUUGAACCUUCCCAAAAGAAGCUCUUCAACUAACUCCAAGUCCGAGAACAAUGAAAUUCUCAAGCAAAUGCAGGCCUUAAUGAAGGAACAAAUUGAAAAAAAGGGGAUCUUUUACACCUCAAACAGAAUUGAGCUUGUGCGUCUCAUGGUUGAAGUUGUAGGAUGGCCUUUACUUGCUACUUUUGCAGUUACCAUGGGUGAAGCAGACUACCAACCAAGGAUUAGUCUUUGCAUGGAAGGGUUCAAAGAAGGUAUACAAAUAACACAUGCUCUCGGGAUGGACACAAUCCGCUAUGCAUUUCUGACAUCUUUGUUGAGGUAUAAUUUUUUGCAUGCUCCCAAAGAUAUGCGCGGGAAACAUGUGGAAGCAUUACACACUCUUCUUGAUUUGUGUGCUACUGAGAUCUGUGCCCUUCAAGACUCAUGGUCAGCUGUUCUGGAAUGUAUUUCCCGCCUCGAAUACGCUAUAUCUUGGCCUGCUAUGACUGCAACUAUCAUGCAAGGAUCAAAUCAAGUUUCUAGAGACGCGCUGAUUCAGUCUCUGAGAGAACUGUCUGGAAAACCAACAGAAUGUGUGUUCGAAAAUAGUGUCAAAUUGCCUAGUGAAUCAGUGGUUGAAUUUUUUACUGCUUUGUGCGGUGUGUCAGCAGAGGAAUUAAAACAGAACCCUGCUCGUGUUUUUAGCUUGCGGAAGGUUGUUGAAAUUAGCUAUGAUAAUAUCGGUCGAAUUCAUAUGAUGUAUAGAUUGUGUGAGGCUUAUUGUACCUUUAUUGGAGUUUUUCUCACAAUUUUUUUCCCUGAAGUUUGGGCUAGAAUAUGGUCCAUCUUGGCCCAGCAUCUCAUCUUUGCUGGUGACCAUGCUGAUGAAAAAAUUGCAGUAUAUGCCAUAGAUUCCCUACGCCAACUGAGCAUGAAGUAUCUGGAUCAUGUUGAACUUGCAAAGUUCAGUUUUCAGAAUGAGAUUUUGAAACCAUUUAUUGUUCUAAUGCAAAGCAGCAGAAGUGAGUCCAUACGGAGGCGUAUAUUGGAUUGCGUCGUUCAAAUGAUUAAAUCCAAAUCGGGGAAAAUCAAGUCUGGGUGGCGAAGUGUUUUUGCACUUUUCGGCGCAGCUGCUGAAGAUGACCUGGAAGCCAUUGUUGAAAGUGCAUUUGAGAAUGUGGAGCAGGUUAUAUUGGAACACUUUAAUCAGGUUAUUGGGGAUUGCUUCAUGGAUUGUGUUAAUUGCUUAGUUGGAUUUGCCAAUAAUAACUGUUCACUCAGCAUAAGUUUGAAGGCUGUUGCUCUCCUCCGCAUUUGCGAAAAUCGACUUGCAGAGGACAUUUUGACCAAAGAAAACGGAACUGUUGAUGUAACUGAGCAUUAUUGGUUCCCUAUGCUGGCGGGUCUUUCCGACCUGACUUCCGAUUCAAGGUCAGAGGUCAGGAAUUGUGCGCUUGAGGUCUUGUUUGAUUUGCUGAACGAGAGAGGAAGCAAGUUCUCAUCUUCACUUUGGGAGAAUAUAUUCCGAAGAGUCCUUUUUCCCAUCUUUGAUCAUGUGAGACAUGCUUCUGGAAAAGAGAGUUUUAUGUGUUCAGGGGACGAGUGGCUUCGUGAAAGUACUGUUCAUGCACUGCAGUUGCUUUGCGACCUUUUCAACACUUUCUACAAGGAUGUCUGCUUUAUGCUGCCCCCACUGCUCAGUUUGCUGUUAGAUUGUGCCAAAAAAACAGAUCAGUCGGUAGUUUCAAUAGCUUUGGGAGCAUUAGUGCAUCUCAUUGAUGUUGGGGGUCACCAAUUUAGCAACCAAGACUGGGAUACUUUGUUGAAAAGUAUAAGGGAUGCUUCAUACACAACCCAACCACUUGAGCUGCUCAAUGAUCUGGGUUUUGAGAAGACAAAGCAUCACACAAUUUUGUCCAGAGACUUAAACAGCUCUACAUUGGCAUCUUCGAAAACCACUGCUAAUGGAAUCUCACCUGUUCACGGUCAAGAAACAUUGCACACAACUGAUAUGGAGGGAUCGGAAGGCAUGCCAUCACCGUCUAGAAGAGCUGAAGGAACUACUGAUGGUGGCGAUCACCUUCGGCGUAGUCAAACAUUUGGUCAAAAGAUUAUUGGCAAUUUCUUUGUGAGAAGUUUUUCGUCAAAACCAAAGAACUCUACAGCUGAUGCAAUCGUGCCAUCUUCUCCAUCAAAGGCUUCUGAUGCUACUAUGGAUACUGACACUGGAAAUGAGGAAAGUCCAAUGUUGGAAACUAUUAGGAGUAAAUGUAUAACACAGCUGUUACUUCUAAGUGCAAUUGAUGGCAUUCAGAAGAAAUACUGGAAUAAGUUGAAUUCGCAACAGAAAAUCACCAUGAUGGAGAUUUUAUUCUCUGUCCUCGAGUUUGCUGCUUCGUACAAUUCGUAUGCUAACCUCAGAUUGCGGAUGCAUCAAAUUCCAACGGAAAGACCCCCAUUAAACCUUCUGCGCCAGGAGUUGGCCGGAACUUGCAUUUAUCUUGAGAUCCUGCAAAAGACAACUGCAGCAAUUAAUAUUCAUAAAGAUGAGGCUGUCAAGGAGGAUAAUAACCUUGAAGGCGUAGCUGAAGAAAAGCUCGUCUCGUUUUGUGAACAAGUGCUGAGAGAGGCAUCUGAUAUCCAGUCGAACAUGGAAGAGACAGCUAAUAUGGAAAUCCAUAAGGUUGUUGAACUUCGGUCUCCUGUAAUUGUGAAGGUGCUGAAAGGUAUGUGCCAAAUGAACCCUGACAUUUUUCGAAACCACCUCAGAGAUUUCUAUCCUUACAUUACAAAACUCAUCUGCUGUGACCAGAUGGAUAUCCGUGGGGCCCUCGCAGAUCUUUUUACCAUGCAAUUGAGCACACUGUUGCCAUAGGAAAAGCUCAUUUUAAGUGCACCGUUUGGAGGAGGCCUAUCAUUUUUUUGUCAGAAGUCAGAAUUGAGUUCUUAAGUUAGUUUUCGAGCUGAGAGGUUUAUACAUAUUAUAGCAAAAGUUAAAAGAGGGGCUUUCCGGCCCUUCAGUGUAGCUGUGGACGAGUUAUUGACUCGGUGCAAAUCUUAUGCCAAAAUAAAUCAUUUGAUAUAUAAUAAUUCCUAGCUGCCCUUUUUCUUUUAGUAACUCAUUGUGAAUAAUGCUCUUUGUGCUCG